This is a messenger RNA of Monopterus albus (swamp eel), 1108 nucleotides long. RefSeq names its product transmembrane protein 241 (gene slc35d4). NCBI's taxonomy places the organism in Eukaryota, Metazoa, Chordata, Actinopteri, Synbranchiformes, Synbranchidae. The transcript has 15 exons. The record is from RefSeq and is a predicted model, not a curated record. The coding region runs from base 188 to 1081 and encodes 297 amino acids.
CCAGUGGACGAUCUUCUCAAACAUAGACGAGCUUUGUCUCCAACGUUUUGACGUGGCACACAGGACUCUCAUGGAAGUUUCCGAGCCCAAAACGUGUCUAGUUUGAAACAGGCGACAUAUAUAACAUACACGUUACAUGUAGUGCUCUUCCGCAUCAUGUCAAGCUGCUCUAUAUCAGCAGGUCAACAUGCCGUGGACAACAUACAUCAGUGGCCUCGCCUUUAGCUCCGCCUUCGUUUUCUCAUGUUUCACGAAUAAGUUUGUCCUGUCUGUGUUAAAAUUCACAUAUCCAACCUUAUUUCAAGGAUGGCAGACAUUUAUCGGAGCUGUUCUUCUUCUGUUUUUUGGAAAGCUGGGAUGGGUGAAAUUGAACCAUAUCACCAAAUCAGCUGCUCUUUCCUGGCUCCCAGCCUCCCUGCUCUUUGUAGGAAAUAUAUAUGCUGGCUCCAGGGCCUUAUCACGCCUAGACAUUCCUUUUUUCUACACACUUCAAAAUUCCUCUCAUGUGGUGAGCUAUAUAAUCCUGAAGGUGGUCCAUAAGGAGAAGAUGCAGCGGCUGAAAUUUAUCAGCGUAUGCCUCAUGCUGCUUUCAGCCAUCAGCCUUCCUGUUUAUGAUCCUCAGUUGGACCACAGUGGUUACCUGUGGGCUAUUGGUCAUCUGCUCUGUAUCGGUGCUUACAGGGUGUCUCGAGUUCACUACAAGUCCAUUAAUUUAAGUGACCUUGAACAACAGUGCCUUAACUACCUGUGCAGUGUACUGCUUCUGGCCUUUGCUGCUCACCCAACAGGUGAUCUUCUGGGUGUCCUGGAGUUCCCCUUGCUUCAGUCUCACACAUUCCACUGUGGUUGCUGUGCCAGUGCACUGCUGCAGUUCUUGUUGCUGUUGGCCACUGUCAAACUAAAAAGUGGACUGUCCUUCGAGUACUUUGGCGUCUGGACGUUGUUAUCUAAGGUCACUACAAUGUCCCUCAGCCCGUUUAUUUUCAACAUGGUCACUAAUGCUCCCUCUCUUAUUUGUGUGGUUGUCAGUCAUGUUGGAGAGGCACUGCUCGUCUAUGCUGAAAGAGAAACUCAACUGUAAUUUAACACAACAGCUCUACAGAUGAAC